Helicoverpa armigera (cotton bollworm) is the source of this 2499-nucleotide messenger RNA. Its product is annotated as NADP-dependent malic enzyme. Gene Ontology annotation, cellular component: mitochondrion. Lineage: Eukaryota; Metazoa; Arthropoda; Insecta; Lepidoptera; Noctuidae. Bases 87 to 2006 code for a protein of 639 amino acids. The record is from RefSeq and is a predicted model, not a curated record. Gene Ontology annotation, molecular function: malate dehydrogenase (decarboxylating) (NADP+) activity; NAD binding. The transcript has 14 exons. Gene Ontology annotation, biological process: pyruvate metabolic process; malate metabolic process.
AAUUCUUAUCUAUGGCCCUACAUUUGGAAGACAUGAAAAUCGUUUUUGAUACUUUUAUACAAUUUUAAUUUCAGUUUAUUUUGGAAAUGAUUACUGUUUUUUGUAGGAAUAUUUUGCUCAAAAACUCCAACUGCACCGCAUGUGCCGAUUGUUGGUCAUCAGCAAAAAGAACGAACAAACAGCAAACAGCGCAAUUCUCUCUGAGCAACACGAAAUUUGUAAUACCAGGUGAUGUAGUAACUGCUAACUUGACGAAGGGCAUCGAUCACUUAAGGAAUCCACGUCUGAACAAGGGUCUCGCAUUCACUUUGGCCGAGCGUCAGGUGUUCGGCAUACAUGGUCUUUUAUCCAGCGAAUUUAGAACUCUCGAACAACAACUAGCCAUCUGCAGAUUAUCAGUGGACCGAUAUAGAAGCUUGUUGAACAAGUACCUUUAUUUAUCAGAGUUACUGGAUACAAAUGAGACAUUAUUCUAUUGUCUUCUCAAUGAGAAUAUACAGAAGUACAUGCCAUUGGUGAAUUCUCCGACAGUCGGAAUUGCGUGCUUGAGGUUCGGCCUUGUGUACAAGAGACCUAGGGGUCUCUUUAUAACAAUACACGAUAGAGGUCACGUUAUUGAUGUCUUGAAGAACUGGCCAGAACGAGAUGUGCGUGUGUUGGUAGUUACUGACGGAGAAAGGAUACUAGGGCUAGGUGACCUUGGGGCACAUGGCAUGGGCAUACUCCAGGGUAAGACCAUACUACUCACAGCUCUUGCGGGAAUAAAGCCACACCAAUGUUUACCUGUGUGUUUGGAUGUCGGGACUAACAAUCUGGCACUUAUAGAAGAUCCUCUUUACAUUGGUAUCAGAGAAAAACGACAAUGCCGCAAGAAUUACGAUGAACUGAUUACGGAGUUCUUGGUCUCGUGCAAGAAACUAUAUGGACCGCAAACUCUUGUGAUGAUGGAAGAUUUCGGUAUUCACAAUGCACACCGCUUGUUGACUAGACAUCGCGAUGAUCAUUGUAUAUUCAACGAUGACAUCCAAGCUACCGCCGCUGCAGUGGUCUCCGGUCUAAUAGUUGCCUGUGAAAGGAUAACUAAACAAAAACUUAAGGAUAAUACGUACUUGUUCUAUGGAGCAGGCUCUACUGGUGUUGGCAUAGCAAACCUGCUUUGCGAUGCUAUGACGGAAGAGGGCCUUUCUAGUGAAGAAGCCAGGACCAGAUGCUAUAUGUUUGAUGUCAAUGGUCUACUGACUAAAAAGCGGAACAAAGAAAUACCGUCUCAUGCGAGGGAUUAUGCCAGAAAUCUGGAACCCGAAAUGGAUUUCGAAAAGUGCAUCAAAAAGUUUAAAGCUACCUGUAUAAUUGGUACAUCGACAUGCGGCAGUUCAUUUACACCGGCGAUGAUAAAGGAAGUGGCUAAGAAUACGGAGAGGCCGCUGAUCUUCCCGCUGUCAAACCCAACGAGUCAAUCUGAAUGUACUCCUCAGGAAGCUUAUGAUCACACUGAGGGUCGGUGUAUUUUCGCAUCAGGAUCCCCUUUUCCACCAGUGACGUACAAAGGCCGAAAGUUCACCACUGGUCAAGCCAACAAUUACUACAUAUACCCUGGAGUGGCAUUGGGAGUGAUCGCCGCCAAUGCUUUCCGAGUCACUGAUGCUAUGUUCCUGACUGCUGCCAAGACUCUAGCAAAGAAUGUGACAGACGAAGAUAUAACUGCGGGUCGCAUUUACCCGAGUGUCAAUCAAAUGACUCAAAUAUCUCUAUCUAUAGCAGCUGAAAUUGUUUCACUGGCGUGCGACCAAAAUUUAACAUUUUUACGCCCAAAACCCAAAGAUUUCAAAGAAUUCGUUGCUGCACAGACCUACGAAUUUAAAUAUCCUUCGAAUGUACCGCGAUUCUAUUCGUACCCUGAAAGUACCACGGUGGUAAAACUUAAGAACAUCGAUGUUCUCCACAAAGGUCUACUUCCAAACAACAGAAGACCACGGCCGAGGAGUGACCCCCCAAUUUUAAUAUAAACCAAUCGAGCGUUAUCAACACAGACUAAAUAUUUAUUGACUGUGGCAAAUCGGAUAUCGUCUCAUCUAUUUUUCACAUUCUUUAUUACAUUUAAAAGUCUUAAGUGACUAUUUUAAAAUCAAAGGCAUAUUUUGGGAACAAUGGUCGAGUGAGAAAAGCUUAACGUUUCAGUAAGAGGAUGCCAAGGCACGCAUUGCCAUGUUUCAAUCCAUGUGUUACGUAAAACGCAUGUGUGAGUGCACUAACACAGGCGUAAAGUUCAUCAUUUGUUUUUUGUACUCUGCUUUUACAUUAGGAACUGAAAUCUAUGCAGAAUAAAUUAAUAAUACCAUAAGAUAAACUAAACAUCUGUUGUAGUCAUGUUGGCUAUCUGAGACAGACCGUGUUUCUGGCCCCUUUUCAGUUAAUUUAUUUCAGAAGCCACUAAUUUGUCCUUUGUGUAUAAUAAUGCUGUGAUGGCAUACGAAACAUGUUUUAAUUUACUGUUGAAUA